Molecule: messenger RNA, 687 nt
Organism: Colletotrichum higginsianum IMI 349063
Lineage: Eukaryota; Fungi; Ascomycota; Sordariomycetes; Glomerellales; Glomerellaceae
Exons: 3
Coding region: 1-687 (228 amino acids)
Source: RefSeq, a predicted model, not a curated record
AUGUGUCCAACCACUUUAUCUCACCAUCAAGUCUUCAGUAAUAACUCACAAAUAAUCAGCAUCAGCUCUCGACAAGGAUGUCUUCCCCUCAUUGACCGACAACCUUUACGGCCAUCGCCACAUAUACACUGUACACGUCGCGAUUCUGCCGUGGCGUACCUAAACGCCCGUUUCAUUCACCUACACCAACUGCAACUGCAAACUGCACAGGUCGUGCAAGUACAGGAACUCGCGGACGGCGGGGUUUCGUCAGCAGCGGGACACAAGAACGACCCCACCUACAAGCUUCCUUCCCGGAAUCUCUGUACAUCGUACCUUGAAGUCGAGAAAAGAAUGACAGAAAUAGCCAAUAUUCAGUGGCUGAUCUUUGAUAUUGAUGGGAACGAGUUUGAUCAUUGCCCUGGCCGCUCGGCCGCUCGGCCACGCGCUCCACACGGCCAAUCGCCAGUGUUCUGGAAGUGCGGACAGUUGUCGCCCCAAAGCCCUGGCAGCGGCCGCCCUUUUACGAUUCAAGUCACUGGCACUGGCACCUGCGCCGCCAGACUGUCAAUGAAUCACCAAACCCGUGCGAUGCGAUCAGACCACUAUCGCCGACACGAGAUGGCCCAUAUCCGCGGAGUCUGCCCGUCUUUGGCCUCGCUCGGUUGCUCCAGAGCCCAGCACCAAACCGACCUUGACCAUGGGUGA